AUGAAAACAGCUGGAUACCAGAAGCUGUCUGUCGAUGCCGAUUUAGAAGGAGUCAGCUGCGUGUCUUUUCUUUUAUUCCAAUGGAUGAACAACAUUUUCAAGAAAGGUAGUAGAGGCACAAUAGAGGAAAGCGACUUUGAACCACUUUCAAGAGAACACUCCACCGAAUUCUUCACCAAUCGCCUUCAAGAAAACUGGAAAGAAGAGAAAACUAAUAGAAAAGGCAGUGAACAAAGACCACAACUUUGGAAAAGUGUCAUAAAAAUGAUCUCUUUAAAGGAUGCAGUGAUCAUUUUACUCCUUUACGUAGUAUCCUUACUUUGGCGCCUCUUUAGGCCUUUGUUUCUUGGCUACCUUGUUUCUUCAUUGAUGGAAGCCGAGCCUCAGAAAAGUCUUCUCCUGUAUGGUUGUGUAAUGGCUAUGGGGAUAUGUGCCUUUAUUGGAGUGUCUGGAGUUCAUCAUCAUUCCUAUAAAUGUGACGUUUACGGUAUAGGAAUCAGCAGUGCUCUAAAAGGGUUAAUUUACCAAAAGGUAUGCAAUUUAGUUAUCGUUAGUUAAAGAGAACACAGUCCACAAUUCCUCCAAUCGCUCUGACGAAGGGCUAACGCUCGAAACGUCAGCUUUUUUACCCUUUAUGGAGGCCAAUUCAUGUUUUCAACUCAGUUGUUAACACUAAAUUACCUGCAAAGUUCUAUAGACAUUGACUGCAAUAUAUGGGUUGUUAAAGGACCAAAGUUAUCCAGGGAUUGGCCUAGUUAAAAAGUUUUGAGCGCUGCCUUUCCCGCUAUCAUUAGUCACUAGCAUGAAGUAGGGACUUAUUCGUACCUUGCACCCUCGAAUUUUGCCAUCCGAUGACCCGCCUCUAAGCUACUGAAAACUCGUGGAUGAGCUAUGGCGUGAACUAGUUUUACUAGUACGUAGUCUACGUCACUUAUAAGUUCUCUAUACCAUAGUCGUAAACAAUCCAAAAAUCAUUAGAUUUUAAGUUCCACGUUCCUUACAAAAGUAUGUCAUCUAUCUUUCUUUAUUGCAUUUUUACAUUCCUAUUACCGCUACAAGCCCGUCUGGCUGAACAAAAAGUUGAUAUUCAUAUUUUCUUUUCAGAUUCUAAGUCUCAACAAGACUGAUAUAUUAAAAUUUACAACGGGCCGUGUGAUUGACCUCGUAUCCAACGAUGUUCAGCGACUCGAAGAUCAUACCGUCCUUUGGGGCAUUAGUGCUCUUUUGGAUUUCUUCCUACUUGUACCUAUUAUAGUGGUAUUACUUGUGUAUUUCAUCGGUUGGCAAGCUCUUAUGGGAGUUACAUGCCUGUUUUUGCUUGUACCAUAUUUCAUUGGGUUGUCCUAUGUCUUUGCUGUACUACGCCUGAAGACAGCAGCGUCUUCAGACAAGCGCAUAUCAUUGUUGAACCAGGUUAUUUCUGGGAUUCGCGCCAUCAAAACACAAGCGUUGGAGGAUAAAUUCCGAGAGAAGAUUAAAAGCGUAAGGAGGUAAGGAAAGAACACACCAUAAUUGACGUUAAAUCGGUCAAAGUAACUGGUACUUGUCGCACAUCAUUGCAUGUUUGAAAUAGCUUACAGGCUUAAGUAAAUUUUAAUAAAGGAUGCUAUGUUAUGCCAUGCCCUACGAUGCAAUGUUCUGCUGUUAUGAGGUUAAUAUCUCUUUAUUCCUCUGUUUGCAGGGAUGAAAUAAAUAUCAUCCGUAAGAAAAGCGUCGCCCUGUCAGCUGUUGCUGCCUUGGAGUACACUGCAGUGCCGCUGGCGAUGUUGGUGUCAAUCAUAACUCUAGUGCUUACCGGUCAGGCCCUUACACCAUUUAAUGCGUUCAUGCUUCUCUCUUUUCUAAACGCAGCAAGACAGAGUGUCUGCUUUUACGUACCCUAUGGCCUCUUAGGAGUAUACGAGGCCUAUUUUUCACUCAAGAGAAUCGAGGAUUUCCUUCUUUUAGAAGAUUUACCCGGGUCGUGUCAUGAUCACUCUAUAAAGCGCACUUUAAACACAGGAGGAAGCACAUCUAAAUUUACUAGAACUGUUUCAAAUCAACGGGACAGAACUGUUAAAGUUCCCUCUGCUGUUGAUAGUGAUGAAGAACUUCUCCUAAAGCCAGCCACCUUGGAAGUGUUAAUUUUGACAUCGAAAGAAAAAACUCGUGAUAAUGGCUUCAUUUUGCAGGAUGUAGAAUUUUCUAUGGGUUCACAAACUUUAACAGUCAUCACGGGUCCAGUGGGUAGUGGCAAAUCUACUCUUCUCUCAGCUAUCGCAGGCGAGGUAUCAGUCGAAGCAGGAACAAUAACAUGGCCAUCGUCCCUUGCUUACGUACCCCAAAUACCGUGGGUCUUCUCUGGAACAAUAAGAGAAAACAUUUUAUUUGGUCAACCGUACAACCAAGACAAGUACUCAAGAAUACUGGAAGCAUGCUCUCUCACAGAGGACGUAAGGCUAUUACCUAACGGUGACCAAACAGUUGUAGGUGAGCUAGGUGCUGUUCUGAGUGGAGGUCAGCGCGCAAGGGUAAGCUUAGCACGUGCAGUAUACAUGGAUGCAGAUCUGUACUUGUUUGAUGACCCUCUGAGUGCCGUAGACAUGAAAGUAAGCCAAUAUAUCUUUCAAAAGUGCAUAAAAGGCUUACUAAGUAACAAAAUCCGAGUGUUGACGUCUCAUCAGGAACAACACAUGAAAGAAGCUGAUAGAGUUAUUGUGUUGUCCAAAGGACGUGUGUUGGCUAACGGAACUUUUUCUGAAGUUCAGGAAAAUAGUUUACGAGAUAUAAAUCUUAAUCCGAGUUACAAAAAACCCGUCAGGGACAGAAAGUCGGACAUGAGAUUGGAUUCAGAGAGUGAAAAUGAAUUAGAGUUUAAGGAGAGAGGAAUGAUUCUACAACAUCAAGUCAAGGACCUUGAAAUAUCAAAAGAAGACCGCACAAUCGGAAGCGUGACACUUACGACUUAUUGGGACUACUUCAGAAGUGGAUUGCACGCGUUGGCAAUCGUUGGACUUUUCUGUUUGUUUUUCAUUGCUCAAGGUAAGGUUGAUAGUUCAUGGUAUUCAAUCAAAAGUAGGAAUGAAAGUAGGAUUGUCUUAAUACCUGACAAGCGCUAAUUUUUCACCGGUAUGUUCUUGUGUUAUCGUGGCCAAGUAUAUGAUUUACUAUUUGUCUUUUCCCUUAUUCUCACUGUAAGAGUAAUAAUAUUUAAAUCUCUAAUGAUGUUGAAAACAAGAUUCUCAGACACAUAAUCAUCUUCGAUGUUGAUAACCACAUGAAAUGAAUAUGAUGAAUGCUGUUAUUAUUUUAAAUCAACUCACCAAUUAGAAGACUCUAUAUAUUAUUAUGCGAAACUAAUGUGAUUCUUCGUCCCGAGAUAGCAAGGCUUACAGGUGCAUUGCCUUGGGCCAAACUUUAAGGCUGUAUGAAAAGAUCUAACCGUAUUAUUUCUCGUGGCUUGCGCCGUUCACCACGUGGCCAUUAAUGAUGAUGACACCGCCUCUUCUGGAUACCUAUUUAUUUGUUUAUUAUUUUAUUUCUAUUUCGUAGUAAUGAUAGUGUCUCCAGACGUUUGGCUCUCAUUUUUAACAAAGAAGAGUCAAGAGGAACAGAAGGACAAAUUGAAUUUUAUUUUCUAUGGCUGUCUUGUUCUUGGAUCUCUCAUUUUCUCCUCCAUACGAGCUUACGCUUUUCUUUGGACUUCUGUAAGAUGUUCUGAACGCCUCCACGAUAAAAUGGUUGCAGCGAUCGUACAGGCUCCAGUUUUGUUUUUUGAUUCAAACCCUGUGGGACGAAUCCUCAAUCGGUUCUCUAAAGACGUGGGGUACUUGGACGAGCUGUUACCCAAAACGUUCCUCACAGCUAUUCAGUUGACCUUGCUAAUUCUUGCCUCAACCAUUAUGCCAACUUUCACGAAUUUUUGGGUUCUUCUUAUUGUUGUGCCGCUGGCUGUUAUUGCUGUGUACAUCUCCAUGUACAGCUUAAAAACCUCUCGACAGCUCAAAAGGUUAGAGUCAAUAAACCGUAGCCCUGUGUUUUCACACGUUUCGGAGACUCUCAAUGGGCUGGAGACUAUUAGAACAAGAAGGAGGCAACGAGACUUUGUGGAAGAUCUUUACAGGUACGUUUCGCAGCGAUUGUAAUCAUCAACAUCAGUGUUAGAGUUGGAUUCAUGGUAUUCCUCUAAGGACUACAUAGACUUCCUCAAUAUGCUCAGCAUUGACUUUCGUGACAGAGAAAGAAAGAGACUUAAAACGGACAAUUAAUUACGGCAAGCAGAAGCCAUACUACGAAAACUGGCCUAGCUGCAUAACAACUAGUAUCAACGCCAUUUACUGGGAGAGAAAACGAAAAUAGCAAAUCUUGAACUGUCGUUCAGUAUAAUAGGGAGAAAUUGUUGAGCUGUCCAUGAAACUAGCAAUCACAUAUUGCCAUUUUUUUACGGCUCUAAGCUGGCAUCAGACUUCAAACAGCGGAAUGAAGAAAAAGAAAACAAAAGCAAAGAAACAAAGAAGCAUAGAGAGUUCAAAUGGUUGAAGAUGUACUAAUGACAUAUCUACUAAUAGAACGUGUGUCCUCUCUUCAUUCAGAUAUCAAGAUGUUCAUACCCAGUCGUACAUCAUGGUACUGGCGAGCGAGAGAUGGCUGGGUAUUCGCAUGACGUUUCUCAUCUCUCUUUUUAUUCUUGCCGUAGCUUUAGCUGCGAUCUUGGUGUCUCAAGAUGCUGGUAGGUGUCUGUUAACUGUGAGGAAAGUUAUACUCAAAAGACCAUUUUAUCUAAAAAUUUACUGCGUGCCUAAUUUUAAGCUCAACCUAAUCGCUAAGAGUUGUCUUUAAAUGUACUUACGAUAUUAUUACAGGCGCCGCCAUUUUGAAGAAAAACAAUUUUGUAAUCUGACUGCUGGCUGAUCACUCCUGGCGAUCCGGAAUUCAGUUCAAAUGGCGCGAACCAAAAUGCUGACUGCCGUUAUUUUUUGUUAUUUCUACCUCAGCCAGAAAAAGGCUGACAAUUAACAAAAACACUUUUUGAUAGGCGAGAAUAAUUAUGCGUAAGUCUAUUCAAUCAGAUCAGAGAGAUUGAUGGCCGACAUAAAAUGCCUGACCUGCUACGUGCGCGCAAUAAUGCCUCCCAGUACAACUAAGGAAUAAGUGAAGGUUUGCUAUGCCCGGUAUCAAAACCAAAAGGUUUUAAAAUUCCUUCAUAAUGCACUCUGCAGCAAAAGAGCAAUAUCAAUCUAGGUAGGAUUAUUAUUAAUAUUUUUAAUUGUUUAUAUUUAGAACUUAUUAUUGUACGAUUUAUGUUUUUGGUGAUAUAAAAUGUUAAAUUUAUGUAAAUUAUGUACUUGUAUUACAAUAAUAAUUCAGCUACUAGCUGCUAGUUGUGAUUUUAAUAAUAAUGAUAGACAUAAAUUCUAUAUUUUAUCAAUAGCUUUUGCAGCACUGGGGCUUGUUUAUGUCAUCGAGUCUGCAGAACAAAUGGAUUUUUCUGUUAGAAAAAUGGCUGAAGUAGAGAAUUGCAUGACGUCUGCUGAACGGGUUAUGGCGUACACCAAACUUGACCACGAGCCUGGGUACCAAGUGAAGCAACUUCCCCCGAAACAUUGGCCUCUUGAGGGGAACAUCACAUUUCAAGACAUGUCUUUGACGUAUUAUCCGGGGGGUCCUCAAGUAUUGAAGAAGUUUAACCUUCAUGUGGAAGGAGGAACUAAUAUUGGUGUUGUAGGAAGAACGGGAGCCGGGAAGUCAUCUCUAGUGGCAGCUCUCCUACGCAUGCCAGAUCCUCAUGGUGUCAUAAUGAUCGAUGACGUUCUAAUAAAGGACGUCAACCUUCAACAGGCUCGGAGAUGUAUAUCUGUUCUUGGCCAAAGUCCUAUCCUUUUUAGUGGCUCGCUGAGAGAAAAUCUCGAUCUCGAAGAAGGGUUCCAAGAUUUAGAAAUGUGGCGAGCCUAG
Messenger RNA from Pocillopora meandrina, 5931 nucleotides. NCBI's taxonomy places the organism in Eukaryota, Metazoa, Cnidaria, Anthozoa, Scleractinia, Pocilloporidae. The record is from the annotation of a GenBank genome assembly.